AUCGGUGUGUAGAUGGUGAGUGGACGGCGGAGAAUUCAGCCGCCGGAGGACUUUUCUCUACGAAUAAAACUACUUGUUCGUGCGAGCAAAGUCACCGACGAGGACUAGCCGAGCAGGACACAUGCGAAAAUGCGAGAAGAAAUCCAGGAAGAGAGCGUGUGCUUAUUAAAAAUUCAGCGCGGGAGAACAGACGUUGUCGCCCCUUCAGAUGACUUGCGGCAGCGCUGAGGAGAAGCUACAGCGCCGAGCGGCUGCCAGCGUCGUUUAAUGGGGUGAAACGAGGCGGAAUUGUCUCGAAAAGGCGAGUCCGAAGCGUUUCUAAAGCGGCCAAAACCCAGAGGGAAGGGGAGGAGAGGGGGGCAGAGAAAACGCCCUGCUCGCCUGUUGCUGCUGCCUCCACAUUCAAACUUUGUCGCCGAGUUGGAAAAUGCAUCUUUCGCCGAAGGGGAGGUGAGGAUUCAGGUCGGACGUUGCCCACAUUAGCUCAACGGCGAGCCGCUAGCAAACCGAGGGCCCGCGCCAAGUUUUUGGUUAGCGGGGACUCGCUCCGCUCCGGGGAUAUUUUUCUCUUCAUUGUGCGCGGCAGUCCCGGUGGAGGCGAUUUGGGUGGGCUGAGAGCCCAGGGCUGCUCCGCUAGGCCCACGGCCAUUAGCCAGGAACAAAGAGGGUUCACAUGUAAACCGCAACAGGUUGGAAAAGCGUGUACAUUUUUUACUCUGACUCAACUUUGAACGACCGACGCCGCAGUCAUGUCGCUCGGCGCCGAGAGGAGGAUGGAAACCCGGCUGAAGAAGCUGGAGGACAUGAUCAGAGAUCCCAGAUCUGCCGUCAACCUGGAAAGUUUGCUGGACUCCAUAAACGCCCUGGUCUUAGACUUAGACUACCCUGCACUCCGCAAGAACAAAAACAUCGAAACCUUCCUAAACAGAUAUGAGAAAGUCAUUAGACAGACUCGGGAUCUCCAGAUGAAGUCUGAAGACUUUGACAGAGUUAAAGUCAUUGGUCGAGGGGCGUUUGGUGAAGUUCAACUGGUCCGGCAUAAGGCCUCUCAGAAGGUCUACGCCAUGAAGCUACUGAGCAAGUUUGAGAUGAUCAAGCGCUCGGACUCUGCUUUCUUCUGGGAAGAGAGGGACAUCAUGGCCUUUGCCAACAGUCCCUGGGUCGUGCAGUUGUGCUGUGCCUUCCAAGAUGAGCACUACCUCUACAUGGUGAUGGAGUACAUGCCAGGGGGGGACCUGGUCAACCUCACCAGCACCUACGACGUGCCGGAGAAAUGGGCCAAGUUCUACACAGCGGAGGUGGUGAUGGCCCUGGACGCCAUUCACUCCAUGGGCUUCAUCCAUCGGGACGUCAAGCCGGACAACAUGCUGCUGGACAGACACGGACACCUCAAGCUGGCUGACUUUGGCACGUGCAUGAAGAUGGACUCUACCGGCAUGGUGCACUGUGAUACAGCUGUGGGGACCCCAGACUACAUCUCUCCUGAGGUGCUGAAGUCCCAGGGAGGAGAUGGCUAUUAUGGCAGAGAGUGUGACUGGUGGUCCGUAGGGGUCUUCAUCUUCGAGAUGCUCGUUGGUGACACGCCGUUCUACGCCGACUCUCUGGUGGGAACCUACAGCAAGAUCAUGGACCAUAAAAACUCCCUCAACUUUCCAGAUGACGUGGAGAUCUCCAAAGAUGCCAAGAACAUAAUCUGCGCCUUCCUGACUGACAGGGAGGUGCGAUUGGGCAGGAACGGCGUGGAGGAAAUCAAGCGACACCCUUUCUUCAGGAACGACCAGUGGACCUUUGACACCAUCAGAGACACGGUUGCCCCUGUAGUCCCAGAGCUGAGCAGUGACAUAGACACCAGCAAUUUUGAUGAGAUUGAAGAAGACAAAGGCGAUGUAGAAACUUUCCCCACUCCUAAAGCCUUUGUUGGAAAUCAGCUGCCCUUCGUUGGCUUCACUUACUUCAAAGAAGACCAGUUACUGAAUGCUUCUAACAAUAUCUCGGUGACUCAUGAGAAUUCGAAAGGAGAGUCGGCAGCGCUGCAGAAGAAAAUGCGUCACCUGGAGGUGCAGCUGAAUAACGAGAAGCAGGUCAAAGAUGAAACGGAGCACAAAUACAGAGCUGCCAUUAGCCGUCUAGACAAAAUCUCCAAAGAACUUGAGGAAGAGGUGAGCAGCAGAAAGAAUCUGGAGUCCAGUCUGAGGCAGCUAGAGAGAGAGAAAGCCUUGCUGCAGCACAAGAGCCUGGAAAGCCACCGCAAGGCCGAGAGCGAGGCCGACAGGAAGCGCUGCCUGGAGAACGAAGUCAACAGCCUUCGUGACCAGCUGGAUGACAUGAAGAGAAGAAACCAGAACUCGCACAUUUCCAAUGAGAAGAAUAUUCACCUGCAGAAACAGCUGGAAGAAGCCAACACGUUGCUGAGGGCCGAGUCCGAGGCGGCGACGAGGCUCCGUAAAACCCAGACGGAGAGCAGCAAGCAGCUGCAGCAGCUGGAGGCCAACGCGCGUGAGCUGCAGGACAAAUGCUGCCUGCUGGAGCGUAGCAAGCUGAGCCUGGAGAAGGAAUGCAUCAGCCUGCAGGCUGCGCUGGAGACAGAGAGGAGGGAGCACAGCCAGGGCUCGGAGACCAUCAGUGACUUGACGGGACGAAUCUCUGCCCUGGAGGAGGAGGCACGUCAGCAGAGACAGGUUCUGUCCAAAGCUGAGACUGAGAAGAGACAGCUUCAGGAGAAACACACCGAUCUGGAGAAGGAGAUGAGCAACAAGGAGAUCGAUUUGACCUACAAGCUGAAGGUGCUGCAGCAGGAGCUGGAGCAGGAGGAAGCCUCUCAUAAGGCCACCAGGGCACUGCUGGCAGACAAGAGCAAGAUCAAAGUAACCAUUGAGGGCGCCAAGUCAGAGUCCAUGAAGGAGAUGGAGCAGAAGCUGGCGGAGGAGCGAGCAGCCAAACUUCGGUUGGAGAACAGAAUACUGGAGCUGGAGAAGCACAGCAGCAUGAUGGACUGCGACUAUAAACAGGCUCUGCAGAAACUAGACGAGCUGCGCAGACACAAGGACCGGCUAACUGAGGAGGUGAAGAACCUGACGCUGAAGAUCGAGCAGGAAACCCAGAAGCGUAACCUGACUCAGAACGACCUGAAGGCCCAGAACCAGCAGCUCAGUUCUCUGCGAGCCUCCGAGAAGCAACUCAAGCAGGAAAUGAACCACCUGCUGGACAUUAAACGCAGCUUGGAGAAACAGAACCAAGAGCUGCGCAAAGAAAGACAGGACACGGACGGCCAAAUGAAGGAAUUGCAGGACCAGCUAGAAGCUGAACAGUAUUUUUCUACCCUGUAUAAGACCCAGGUUCGUGAACUAAAGGAAGAGUGUGAGGAGAGGAACAAACUCUACAAAGAUGUGCAGCAGUCUCUUCAGGAGCUUCAGGAGGAGAGAGACUCAUUGGCAGCCCAGCUCGAGAUCACGCUGACAAAGGCUGACUCAGAGCAGCUUGCGCGCUCCAUCGCUGAGGAGCAGUACUCAGACCUGGAGAAGGAGAAGAUAAUGAAGGAGCUGGAACUGAAGGAGAUGAUGGCCCGCCAUCGUCAGGAGCUGGCUGAGAAGGAUAUCACCAUCAGCUCACUGGAGGAAGCCAAUAGGACCCUGACCAGCGAUGUCGCUAACCUAGCUAAUGAGAAGGAGGAGCUGAACAACAAACUGAAGGAGGCUGUAGAAGAAUCAGAAAAGUCAAAGGAUUGGGAGCAGCAGAUCAGCCAGAUGAAGCAGGCAUUUGAGAAGCAGCUGCAGUCAGAGAGGACGCUGAAAACUCAGGCCGUCAAUAAGCUGGCAGAGAUCAUGAACAGGAAGGAGGUUCGUGGCGGAGGCAGUCGCCGUGGUAACGACACAGACAUGCGCCGGAAGGAGAAGGAGAACAGGAAGCUGCAGUUGGAGCUCAGGUCGGAGAAGGAAAAACUCAACAGCUCCAUCAUCAAAUACCAGAGAGAGAUCAACGAAAUGCAGGCGCAACUGUCGGAUGAGAGCCAGAUGCGCAUUGAGCUGCAGAUGGCUCUGGACAGUAAGGACAGUGACAUCGAGCAGCUGAGGAACCUCCUGCAAUCGCUCAGCGUUCAGUCGCUGGACUCUGCCAGCGUCAACAGCGGGCCAGAGUUUGAUGCUGAUGAUGCAUACACAGAAACAAGACUGGAAGGCUGGCUCUCUCUCCCUGUAAGAAACAACACCAAAAAGUUUGGCUGGGAGAAAAAGUAUGUCGUAGUGAGCAGCAAGAAGAUUCUCUUCUACAACAACGAGCAAGACAAAGAGCAGUCCAUUCCCUACAUGGUGCUCGAUAUAGACAAACUCUUCCAUGUGAGGCCUGUCACUCAAACAGAUGUGUACCGUGCUGACGCCAAAGAGAUUCCCAGGAUAUUCCAGAUUCUUUAUGCCAACGAGGGCGAGAGCAAAAAGGAGCCGGAGUUUCCUGUGGAGCCGCUGGCCAUUGGAGAGAAGUCCAGCUACAUCUGCCACAAGGGCCACGAGUUCAUCCCCACACUGUACCACUUCCCCACCAACUGUGAGGCGUGCACCAAGCCGCUGUGGAACAUGUUCAAGCCGCCACCGGCUCUGGAGUGCCGGCGCUGCCACAUCAAGUGCCACAAGGACCACAUGGACAAGAAGGAGGAGAUCAUCGCUCCAUGCAAAGUGAACUACGACGUGUCUACGGCCAAGAACCUGCUGCUACUGGCCAUAUCCCAGGAGGAGCAGCAGAAGUGGGUGAGCCGACUGGUCAAGAAGAUUCCCAAGAAGCCUCCACCGCCGGAACACUUUGCACGCUCCUCACCACGCGCCUCCAUGAAGGUCCAGCCCAGCCAGUCCAUGAGGAGGCCCAGCCGACAGCUCCCCAACAGCAAGAGCAGUUAACCUUGCUUGGGAGUGUGGUGUGUCGUCAAGCUGGUGCGGUGUGUUUCCUCCUAAAUCAGAGACUGUAUACAAAGCUCCGUUUGCAGAUCAGCACACUGAGCUCCACAUCACUUCUCCACAACCCACCCUGUCGUGCUUCAGCCUGUGAGAGUUACAAAGUCUGUUUUUCCCUUUUGUUGAACUUCUUUUCCAGCCAAUUGAAGCUGUACCGAUCAAACUCAACCCCUGUGUGAUCUUUUCAACCAGCUGGAUGGCUUAUAAGCAUAUUAGCCGAAGUCUUCUCUUGGGCCCUUGACUAGAGCAAUUAUGUGUCUCUGGGGAGCUGGAGUAGCUCGUCCGGCUCCCGCAGAACAGAAGAGAGCUCUUAUAAGCCCUUCCAGGGCUGACAAGAAGGGGAUACACUUACCUCAACACUUCUCACCAGGACACACUGUCUGAUUGAAGGACCUAACAGGAAAACUCUCAACUCUUCCUCACCACCUUUGGGGAUUCUUGUGGCCAAAUAAAAAAAAAGACAUUCUUGUGUUUAAUGAUUGUGAACAAUAUGAAGGGUUUAAUGGGGAACACUACACUCAGAAGAUAGUUCUGUAAUUUGUUGGCUGAACACAGCUGAGGUUGCCAGACAUUCUGGUAUCAGAUAUUCUGGUAUCAGUAUUUGGACUUCGGCUUAUUCAAACAAACAUAUUGAUUGUAGCUUUUUGCUUCCCAUGAUUCUGCUUUCAGGUGCGCAUCCACACGGGUCACAGAAACUUGAAUGAGGUACUUAAGCAAACAAGCUGCGACUUCUAGGAAAGUCAACAAGGUGGGAAGGAGUGUCGGAUUUCUCCAGGGUUUGAGCAAAGAAUCCCUUGAGCGCCUCUUAUUCAACUUUCUGACUCGGGCACGCUCUGAAACACCGGUUUGCGUCGUAUGACUACAGUAACGGUUCUGGGUGAACAGAAUCCUGCUCUGAAUGGCAAUAGAUGGAGGCCCAGACAUGAGAUCCUCACAAUCCCAUAAUCUUUCAAACCUGCACUGUCAUGUUAUGAGGGUUAAUGUUUACUGAAUUCAAGGGGUGCACCGUUAAUGCUUUUCUGAUCCGAGCUUGGCUCCUUUUGUUGUUUGAAUGUACAUCUGGGCUUUACCAGAGACGACACGCAGGCAUUGUAUUACUUCUAUCCAAAUAUACUUGACUGAAGCCCCCUUUCAUCACUAACUACUCUGAGUGAACUUGCAUGUGUUUGCCUUUUUAGGCCUCCACCUAUUAUUUUUAGUCAUUUGACAAUGAAAAUGAGGGGAAUUUACCAGUAAGAAGCAGAAACAAUGAAGGUAUGCAAUCAUAUCCCAUGAGUCAAAAUACUGAGCACUAUUCCAUUGAAAGUUUUUCUAAAAGUGUUUGUCCUGAUAUUUUUGUAUUAAAAGUAACCAAACUCUGAGUUUGGGCACAUUGUUAUGCGUAUGUGGCUUAUAUAGCAAGUGGAGAGUAACUGUGUGUGUGUGCGUGCGCGUGCGUGUGGUCGUAUGUGUGUGUACUGACUCUGAGUGCUCUCCUUUAACCAAGAAGCAUGUUUUAUACAUAUAAAUAUACACAGUAUAUAUUUUACAUGCCAUACAGUGCACAUUAUAUUAUUUAUACAGCCUUGUCCACUUUGUAUUUAAGGGCUCUACAUCCAGAUUGCAUGUUUGCUACCAAACAGCUCUAUAAUAACAACUACUUCAACAAUAAAGACAUGGAUGUGCCUUUUG
This is a messenger RNA of Chelmon rostratus (copperband butterflyfish), 6608 nucleotides long. It is a transcript of the gene rock2a, whose product is annotated as rho-associated, coiled-coil containing protein kinase 2a. NCBI's taxonomy places the organism in Eukaryota, Metazoa, Chordata, Actinopteri, Chaetodontiformes, Chaetodontidae. The coding region runs from base 750 to 4883 and encodes 1377 amino acids. Gene Ontology annotation, cellular component: centrosome; cytoplasm; cytoskeleton. The transcript has 32 exons. Gene Ontology annotation, biological process: smooth muscle contraction; mitotic cytokinesis; positive regulation of centrosome duplication. The record is from RefSeq and is a predicted model, not a curated record. Gene Ontology annotation, molecular function: Rho-dependent protein serine/threonine kinase activity; ATP binding; small GTPase binding.